UUUUUAUUUUUGGGUUGAUCUAGAAAACUUGUUUUGGAGUUGUUCGUAUCUAGCACUAUUGUUCUCACUCAGUUCCAUGGCAUUUUGAGAUACCCAGUGUUAUUCUCCUGCUCUCCUUGCAAGUAGACUUCUUGUUAUAAUGCCUAGGUUUUAUAUUUGUAGGAAAAAAGUCAGAAAUCUGUUACAGAUUUCUUUUUUCAGUUUGAAAUCUUUCAUUUUAAAGAUUCCAUUUUAAAUUGUUUUCCCAUGCCCAAUGGGAACAUGAUUUCUGUUUAUGGUUCGUCUUUAAUUAUUACUUUUAGAAACUGGCUUUAUCCUUAAAUUUGUGAUUUUUAUUUCCUGGUGAAGAUGAAGGAGAAAAACAAAACCUGCCCAGAGGUGACAAGUACCUGCAUUUUAGUAUAUGUCUUUUCAAAGACAGGUCUGUCUAGUAACGGCAGGUCAUAUAGGUGGGUCUUUCUAAUCUCAGUGUUCUACUAGCUUGUAGCAGGAAGUCCGAUCUUUUCCUGACAUGACCCUCUGUAACAAUUUUCAGUAGAAGUCCCUGACUGUGAGGGGCUUCUUGCAUAUUUGCAUUCGUGCUAUAGCCCUAUCAUUCCUGUAGCUGUGGGGUCUGCUGCCCUGCCGUCCAUCUGCACCACUGCCCGUUGCUCUGCUGCUGCUGACCGGCUCUGCCCACGCUGAUGUCUUCUGAAUUGCUGGCCUUCACACAGAGUCCUUUGGAGAAAAAUGUGCUGCUUGAAUCAACCCCAGCUGUUCUUCUAUGCAAAGAACUCUUACGGAUACUAGCCCAAAAAAAAGCAAAUUAAACUGAAAGCUCUUCUGCAGCUCCCAAAAACAAAGACAUGGAGUUUUGAGGAGUGAAGGGAGCAUGGUGUCGGCCAUGGGUGAUCAAGACACAGCCGGACAAUGUGGAUCAAUUUCUUUAAUCUGCGGCUUUUCUGCUGUUUGCUUGCAGUAUUGAUGGUGGUGGUGCUGGUCAUCAAUGUUACUCAGGUAGAGUACUUGGACCAUGAGACUGCUUCAGCCACGUUCAUCGACAGUAGUGGACACUUUGUUUCCUCCCAGGUGACAGGAGUUAGCCGGAAUCCGUACUGCGGCUAUGAGCACCAGACUCUGUCCAGCCAGGAGCGCCUGGAGGAGGACUCCUUGCUGGCUGCCUUCCAGUGGCAGGUGCCUGACGUGGGCCCAGUCCCCUUUUUGAAGAGCACUGACCCUUCUUCCAGCUACUUCGUCAUCUUGAACUCUGCAGCCCUCUUCAAGGUGGGAAGCCAGCUAGAGGUUCUGGUUCAUGUACAGGAUUUUCAAAGAAAGCCCAAGAAGUAUGGUGGAGACUACCUGCAGGCCAGAAUCCACUCUCCUAAGCUGCAGGCGGGGGCCGUGGGCAGAGUGGUAGACUACCAGAAUGGGUUUUACAAGGUCUUUUUCACUCUGCUCUGGCCAGGCAAAGUUAAAGUGGCCAUAUCUCUGGUCCACCCCAGCGAAGGGAUCAGAGUUCUUCAGCACCUACAGGAAGGGAAACCAGAUAGGGUGUAUUUCAAGAGUCUCUUCCGUUCAGGGAGAAUUUCUGAGACUACUGAGUGCAACGUGUGUCUUCCUGGGGGUCUUCCCCUGUGCAACUUUACAGAUCUCUACACUGGGGAGCCCUGGUUCUGCUUCAAACCAAAGAAGCUCCCAUGCAGUAGCAGAAUUAACCAUUUCAAAGGCGGAUACCUGAAGGGCCUUCUAACGGCUGCAGAAACUGCUUUCUUCCAGAGUGGUGUCAAUAUCAAAAUGCCAAUCAACUCCAGUGGGCCUGACUGGGUGACUGUGAUUCCCAGGAGUAUAAAAGAAGCCAACAACCUGGAACUAUUUCAAGGCUCGGGAACUUUUCCUUCUGGUUACUAUUACAAAGAUCAGUGGAGGCCCAGAAAGUUUAAGAUGCGCCAGUUUAAUGACCCUGACAACAUUACAGAAUGCUUACAGAGAAAAGUGGUGUAUUUAUUUGGUGACUCGACCAUCAGGCAGUGGUUUGAAUACCUCACUACGUUUGUUCCAGAUUUAGUGGAGUUUAACUUGGGUAGUCCCAAGAAUGUGGGUCCCUUCCUUGCGGUGGACCAGAAGCACAACAUCCUGCUCAAAUACCGCUGCCACGGCCCACCGAUCCGCUUCACGACCGUCUUUAGCAAUGACCUCCGAUAUGUGGCAAAUGAGCUGAAUGGCAUUGUGGGAGGGAAGAACACAGUGGUUGCCAUAGCUGUGUGGUCUCAUUUCAGCACCUUCCCCUUGGAAGUGUAUAUCCGGCGGCUCAGGAACAUCCGUCGAGCUGUGGUCCAGCUCCUGGAUCGAAGCCCUAAGACCGUGGUCGUCAUACGGACAGCCAAUGCCCAGGAGCUGGGACCUGAAGUGAGCCUCUUCAACAGCGACUGGUAUAACUUCCAGCUGGACACCGUCCUUCGGAAGAUGUUCUCAGGGGUUGGAGUGUAUCUCGUCGAUGCCUGGGAGAUGACCUUGGCCCAUUAUCUACCCCACAAGCUACAUCCAGAUGAAGUUAUUGUGAAGAACCAACUGGAUAUGUUCUUAUCCUUUGUGUGCCCCCUGGAGACCUAGCCUGCCCUGGAGGGGACUGGAGGAAUCACAUUCAGUGACCUUCUUUAUAACCUGCACUACAGAAAGUUUAUGGGUGAACAAAAUUUAAAAAAGAGCUGGACUUUAUAUAAUGACUUGUAAGGAGCUUAGAAAAUGCAGAUUACAUUCGUAUUUACCUACCUAUAGUAUUUUUUCCAAUCUUGACAUAGCCAUUGGAGAACCAUUAUUAACAGCAUCUACACAGUAUAUUGCUCUUUUAACCAAAGAUGCUAAUAAGUGUGCUUGAACUCGCUUUCUCCUGGGAGGAGAUACUACUGUGCUAAAAAGUGUGGAAAAUGUUCCGACCUAAUUGGAAGGGAAAAGUUUGGUUGGCAGAGGAGUGUUCGUGGCCUAUCUGGUAAAAGAAACGGAGCACAUCUUCAUGAACAGCACGAUCGGUCCAUCUUCAGCGGGGUGAACGAACGGGGCUUAGAGUCAGUGGCUCCUGUGACACACUGAAGACUGCUGUGUCUCAGUGGUUUCUCUUGACGGUCCACUUUUUUUCUGAAUUACUUGAAAAGGCCAGUGCUCUUGGUCAGAACUUUCUAAUGAGAGUAUUUACAAUGUCCUGCUUUUAUCUAGAGAAGAAGCAGAAGGGAAAUACGAAAGCAGUAUAUAUAAAAUCUGUGCAUAGAGCUGAUGUUUGCAUUGGGUGAUUGUUACUUACUUGAUUCAGCUGAAUUUUACAUCAUGUAUACUUAUUCUAAAAUAAUACUUUUGGAACUGGAAAGGGGAAGUGUAUAAAAGGAAAUUUAUUUUUGUUUUCUGAAGUUUGAGGGUUUUGAGAAUUGACUUUUGUGCAAAGAAUGCUAUUAUUUGUUAUAAAGUUGUGGAAAUUAUUUCCA
This is a messenger RNA of Vicugna pacos (alpaca), 3452 nucleotides long. NCBI's taxonomy places the organism in Eukaryota, Metazoa, Chordata, Mammalia, Artiodactyla, Camelidae. The record is from RefSeq and is a predicted model, not a curated record.